Cetraspora pellucida is the source of this 318-nucleotide messenger RNA. The record is from the annotation of a GenBank genome assembly. NCBI's taxonomy places the organism in Eukaryota, Fungi, Glomeromycota, Glomeromycetes, Diversisporales, Gigasporaceae.
AUGGCAAUUGAAGGGUUCAAAUCUUCUGCUGUAUUUGACGAGAUAAAAACCAGUAUCUCUGAUGAAAAACUCAAGGCAGAAACUAUUAAAAAGGUAAAUUCCAUAUUUCAAUUCAAUAUAAAGAAUUCAGAAGGAAAAGAACAGAUUUGGACCUUGGAUUUGAAAAAAGAAGGCUCUAUUAAAGAGGGAAAACAUCCUAAACCCGAUAUCACUAUGACUAUGGAUGACGAAAGUUUUGUACAAAUAGCUUCAGGAAAAUUAAAUGGUAAAAUUAGUAAUUUUCUACUUAACAUUACGGACGCAUUUUUCACGGUAUGA